Anopheles nili is the source of this 969-nucleotide messenger RNA. It is a transcript of the gene Sdc, whose product is annotated as syndecan. Bases 1 to 969 code for a protein of 322 amino acids. The record is from RefSeq and is a predicted model, not a curated record. Gene Ontology annotation, biological process: cell migration. Gene Ontology annotation, cellular component: cell surface; membrane. The transcript has 5 exons. NCBI's taxonomy places the organism in Eukaryota, Metazoa, Arthropoda, Insecta, Diptera, Culicidae.
AUGAUGUUCCACAAGCAGCUCAACAACAACAGCUACAGCAGCAAAAGCAAACCAUUCGAAUGGUCCUCGGCCGUGACGUUGCUGGCAGCGCUGCUGGCCGUGUUGCUGGUUGUUGCGAUCCCAUCGGCGGCACCGGCGGAUGCCGCCGCGGCCACCAAUGAUCAGAAUUCGAACCACGGGAAUUUAAAUCUCGAUAGUAGUUCUUCAUUCGGUGUUGCACCGUCUAAUCAAAAUGACAUCUACAUUGACGAUGAAGGUCUGGAAGGUUCUGGAAGCCGUGGAGAAGUUCGUGACGAUCUAGAGAAAGAGGACGACGAAGCAUCCGGUUCCGGGUUCGGAGAUGAUGACGAAGAUUCUACCUCGAGUCGAUCGUCGCUGUCCUCUUCGUCGUCCGGCGGAAACCUAAACGUUCUGCGCGGGGGCACUGAUAACCUGCCAGGAUCAGGUGAUCAUGAUGAUAAUGAUCUCUACACAGACACCAACCUAUCCAACGUUGAUCCAUCGACCACCGACGACGAAGACAUGCCAGUUGGUAAGGAUAAUAGCAAAUCGUCCUCUUCGUCGUCGUCGGGAUCCUCGCAAUCCGGCGGUGGAUACUCGCGAAGUGGCAUCCUCGAGCCAGUAGAGAACGACCUCGACCUCGGUGGGCUGCCCCGGCAUCAUAUAACACCAACAGAGGGCAGUAAAAUUCAUCACGAUAGUACUCCGUUCGGAGCUGGCAGUGGCGUUUUGAUAAUGAAUGCCAAAAACGAUGACCGAACGGCUAGCUUCUUUGCGCAGCCAGGCAUUCUAGCUGCUGUAAUCGGAGGAGCUGUCGUCGGUCUGCUAUGCGCCAUACUGGUGGUAAUGUUCAUUGUUUACAGGAUGCGAAAAAAGGAUGAAGGUUCGUAUGCUCUGGACGAACCGAAGCGAUCGCCGACGGCCAACACCUACGCGAAGAAUGCAAACAAUAGGGAGUUUUACGCCUGA